AUGUUGUUCAGCACUCUGAAUGUUAGAAAAACUAGCAGAUUCAAAAAUGCUGUUUAUCAAAGUGGUAUAGGUUAUGCACAACUUUGUUGGAAAUUGGAAAGACAUAUUUAUCCAUUAUAUAAGCUACUUGAUGUACUUACACCAAAACAAAUUCGUUCUUUAUUGGCAAAGAGAACAGUGACAUUCAAUAAGUAUGACACUACCUAUGACCAGAAAUAUUACAAGAAUUUGGGAUUCAUAUUAAGUGGUAUUGGAUUGACUUUAUCUCUCUGCGAUGCAUCACAUCCAAAGCGAGAGAAACGAUACUUUAAGGCUGCCCAGUAUGGGAAUAUUCUUGAGUUAGAAAAGAGCCUUAAAGAAGGUGUUGAUGUGAAUACACGACAUCCAUUAGGAUGGACAGCUUUACAUGUUGCUGCUAUUAAUAAAAAACUAGAAGUCAUAAAGUAUUUAUUGAAGAAAGGUGUUGAUGUUAAUGCAGGGGAUGAAUUUGUUAAUGUCUAUAAAACUGCUAAAGACAAGGGAAUACAUUCUUUAGACGUACUAAUGAUAAGGGAAGAAGAGUUUUCUGAUCGCUUGAAUAGUAGAGCUACCUUCAAAGGAUUUACACCUUUACAUUAUGCUGUAUUAGCAGAUUCAAAGAGUUGUGUUCAAGCAUUAUUGGAUGGAGGAGCAGAUCCAACAAUAGAAAACGAGUCUGGUCAUCGUGCAGUGGAAUAUGCCAAAGAUGGAGAGCUGAAAGAAAUGCUCACAAAGCAUGCUACAAAAUAUGAUGAAAUAAUGAAGGAAAAAGAAAUAGAAGAACGUCGUAGAUUUCCAUUAGAACAACGUUUGAAACAACAUAUUGUUGGUCAAGAAGGGAGUCUAUCUGUUGUAGCAUCCACGAUUAGGAGAAAAGAAAAUGGUUGGAUCGACGAAGAACAUCCCUUGGUAUUUCUGUUCCUAGGUUCAUCAGGAAUUGGAAAAACUGAAUUGGCAAAACAGUUAGCUGCAUACAUUCAUAAAAAUAAGCAGGAAGGCUUUAUUAGAUUGGAUAUGUCCGAGUACCAGGAAAAACAUGAAGUUGCUAAGUUGAUUGGUGCACCACCAGGGUAUGUGGGCCAUGAUGAUGGUGGGCAAUUAACAAAACUUCUGAGAAAGUGCCCAAAUGCUGUUGUAUUAUUUGAUGAAGUUGAUAAAGCUCAUCCUGAUGUAUUGACAGUUCUGUUACAGCUGUUCGACGAGGGAAGGUUAACAGACGGCAAAGGAAAAACAAUCGAGUGUAAAAAUGCAACUUUUAUAAUGACAUCGAAUUUAGCGAGCGAAGUAAUUGCCGAGCACGCGUUACAACUUAGGGAAGAGGCCCGACGAGUUUUAAAUCGUAGACUGGAUAAAGAUUCCGAUGAGGAUCAAAGUUUAGGAAACAUUGAAAUAUCGCGUAAAUUUAAGGAUGCAGUGGUACGGCCUAUACUGAAAGCUCAUUUUCGAAGGGACGAAUUUCUGGGAAGAAUAAAUGAAAUUGUUUAUUUUCUACCAUUUUCUCGAUCGGAGCUUAUGAAGCUAGUGGCAAAAGAAUUGGAAGCGUGGGCGGUACGUGCGAAGGAAAGGCAUAUGAUAGACUUAAAAUGGGAUCGGGAGGUCCUAUCAAUUUUAGCAGACGGAUACGAUGUACAUUACGGUGCUCGAUCUAUUAAAUAUGAAGUUGAAAGAUGUGUUAUUAAUCAGCUGGCUGCUGCUUAUGAACGUGGUCAAUUGCAAAAAGGAUGCUGCGUGAUGCUCAAAGCCAAGUGGCACGAAAGCGGCGGAUCUAUAGUUUUAUCCGUCCGAUCAAAAGGUGUAAAAGACUUCGUUGAUAUAGUUGACACAGAUAACUUAAUCAGAAAUGUAAAUUCUACAUUUUAAUACAAUGGAGAAUUAUCCCAGAUGUAUAAUUUUGUUAAA
Dufourea novaeangliae is the source of this 1917-nucleotide messenger RNA. RefSeq names its product caseinolytic peptidase B protein homolog. The record is from RefSeq and is a predicted model, not a curated record. The transcript is spliced from 10 exons. Gene Ontology annotation, cellular component: mitochondrion; cytoplasm. Gene Ontology annotation, molecular function: protein binding; ATP binding; ATP hydrolysis activity. Lineage: Eukaryota; Metazoa; Arthropoda; Insecta; Hymenoptera; Halictidae. Bases 1 to 1878 code for a protein of 625 amino acids. Gene Ontology annotation, biological process: cellular response to heat.